Messenger RNA from Puntigrus tetrazona (Sumatra barb), 2302 nucleotides. Its product is annotated as erythroferrone. The transcript has 8 exons. Gene Ontology annotation, molecular function: hormone activity. Bases 1043 to 1921 code for a protein of 292 amino acids. Lineage: Eukaryota; Metazoa; Chordata; Actinopteri; Cypriniformes; Cyprinidae. The record is from RefSeq and is a predicted model, not a curated record.
UAAACACAAGACAAACAAAAGAAGGGAUCCGGAAACUGACUGUAGUAGAGAGACAAGGAGAGCUGGUCAGAUAAAUGACCAGGAGGCUGAAAAAGAGACAAAAUGACAGGUCAAGAUUCAGCAACAGAUAGGAGGAGGAGUGCACAAACUUGAAAAAGAGGAGGAGUCUGGUCUGAAAGGAAGCUAAAAAGAGUGGAGCGCGAAAAGGAGACCUUCAAAACAGAGUGAUCCUUUCUGAGUGCCCACUGACAAAGAUCUGGAAUAACCUGGAGUCUGGCAAAGAGGACCUCAACCAAAAAAAUAUUCAUCACUGAAGGAAUUACCGAAAAUAUAAACACACGGAACUGUGCAAAGGCACCAAGGAGACCAGAAGACAAUCAAACAUUAUUAAAACCAGAAAGAAGACGUGGAGAUACCACCCACAGAGAGAGACUGACAAUACCACACACAGGGUUUAUCAAAGGUAAUCACACCACAACUGAGCAACAGACACUAACCAUCAACAAACACGCACACACGCAUUCAUUUAUGGAAUACACACCCACAUUGUGAUUGUAACACAUAGGCUGAACAUCUCGAGCUUAGAGAGUUUAGACUGUAGUCAGGAGGCAUACAGAAUCUUGGCUGUCAAAGGGAACGGAUUGACUGUGAAUGGGUAGAAGCAUGGUGAGGCCCUGCGCACAACUCUCUUGGCACUCUGAACACUCUAUCCACCAAAAUAUGAACUGAUCUAAGAACCGAUUUCUUCUCCAUGUCAGAAAUCACCUGGGAAUUAAAGUAUAACAUUAGUAGAUCACAGACCAAAUCAUCUUUUUCAAAAUCCAGAGCCACCAUUAGAGGAUUCUUCCUAAAGAGUAUUUAUGCUUUGAAGAAGCAGCACUCUGAUUUCUCACCUCCACUCUUGGAUAUCCUUCUGAACUAAGGAUCGAUUCCAUCGUGUUACCUACAGGACUUCUGGUCACCUCUCUGUGUUGGAAUGGAAAUUGUGCACUGAGCUGCUAAGAAGGAGUUGAGUGAGUUAGAAGUUCACCUACACUGCAGCAUGAAGCUCAGGAAUGGGGCAAGAGGGGCACUACUGGCCUUGCUGCUGAGUUUACUGCUGUCUACCUGCACCACACAAGAGAGUGAGGAGAGUCUGGAGAUCCAAGAGGAAAACAAUACAGUCAGCACCGAGAGCCCUGAUACUGUAUCUUCUGACAUAACCAACGUGAGUCCCCACAGGACAUGGAUAGUCUUUAGGGACAACUCCAACAAGGGUGGAAAUAAGAAAUCAAAAGGAAAUAAAAAACUCUCCAAGCAUGGCCUCCCAGGUCCACCAGGCCCUCCUGGUCCCCAGGGGCCUCCUGGUCCUCCGGGCCCUCUACUGCCUCAUCAUUCAGAGUUGAUAGAGGACUUCCAAGUAAAACUGAAAGAUAUGGUAGGAAGUCACUGCCUGCUCUGCGAUCAAACCCCUCGUGUGACCACAGCUUUCCGUUGCCGACUGCACCACAACCUGAUGGUCCACCGGCGGAGUCUGCAGGAGCUCCAGCCCUUCAAUACUCCCUCAAACACAGAGCAAUUCCAUCAGAGGGGACAGGGCUUUAACGCCAGCAGUGGCCGGUACACAGCUCCAGUGUCUGGCUUCUACCAGCUUACAGCUAGUCUACUACUGGAAUCCAACGAGUCUCAGAAAAAGCCUCAUGCAAGGCAGAGGGACAGUGUUAAGGCCUCAAUAUGUAUAGAGUCUCUUUGUCAAAGUAAUGUGUCUUUGGAGACAGUGACUGGAGUGAGCUCUACAGGAGGAGUAUUCAGCGUUCUCCUGACCGGGACUCUUUACCUACAGGUUGGAGAGUAUGUAUCUAUUCUUAUUGACAAUGGGACAGGCUCAGCCCUGACAAUUCUCCAAGACAGUCUAUUUUCUGGCAUUCUUAUUGGAGUAUGAGGACACAAGCAAAACCCAAACCAAUGACUACAAAGAAGCCCAUUUUUACAGUAUUGACGAAAUACAUAUCAUUAUUAGGUAAGGUAUUCAGGACAUAUUAGAAUAAUAAUUUCAUAAAAAGGAGGACUCUUUUCAAGCAUCUAAAAGAGACUCUGCAUAUCACCACCGUUGCAAAGGGCAGCAGGAUUGCACUGCUAUUUCUUUCCAAAAUAAUAGCAACAUUUAAACUCUGUUUAUAGAGGUGUAUGUAUUUUUUCCAUGUGGUAUGUGUAUACAUUCCAUUCUUAACAGGGCUGAAGUUUUAUUUAUUUGUAUUUGCUUUUUGAAAGGAAAUUGAUAUUUGUGUAUAUUUGCAAUAAAAUGCUUCCAUAACUGCUGAAA